Durotheca rogersii is the source of this 4617-nucleotide messenger RNA. Its product is annotated as succinate flavoprotein subunit. Gene Ontology annotation, biological process: electron transport chain; tricarboxylic acid cycle. Lineage: Eukaryota; Fungi; Ascomycota; Sordariomycetes; Xylariales; Xylariaceae. Gene Ontology annotation, molecular function: oxidoreductase activity, acting on the CH-CH group of donors; flavin adenine dinucleotide binding; phosphatidylinositol binding. Bases 1 to 4617 code for a protein of 1538 amino acids. The transcript has 11 exons. The record is from RefSeq and is a predicted model, not a curated record.
AUGCCUACUGCCGAGUCCACCCAGGGUGGUUCGCGCAAUCCAAGCAUCGGGUCUAGCAGCGGACCUCCAGACCAGGCACUGACCGGGAAGCAGGAACAUUACCUCAAACGAGAGCUCAUAGCCGAGCAAGUCAACUGGGAAAUCUCCGAACUGAAUUCGCCCACUGCUCUUCGGAGAUUCGGCGCGCCCUUCAAGUCGGAGUUUGGAGAGGUCUCUCCGUAUGAUUCCGAACUGCCUAUCCUCCGAUACAUAUUCGUUCACCAUGUCCGAGAGUUUCCGUUCCUGGACAGGGCGAGGGAGAAGGAGUUCUGGCAAGACAAGCUACAAGUCUUUCUCGAGUCGUUUGCCGGCAAGAACAUUUCGUCUUCCGAGGACAGGUUAGAGGAGACGAAGCGCCGAAAGCUAGCUAUGAAAUGCCGAAAGCUCGUCGAGUUGAUGAUGGUGUCGGGUGUUCCUACCGCGUCUGGGUUCGAAGAGCGGAUACGAUUUGCCGAGAUGGAAAUUGUCGAUAGAGACGCCAUCGACACGGGCAUGUUGAAUACCAUGCCUGAGGGGAAUUACGUUAACGGGUGGGACGUCAACGUAGCUGCCGUGCGUAUUACAUCGGUCAAGAGGAAUAUUAGACGUCACAAACAUGCGGAGUUCUUAUUACGGAUCAAGAGAAAGGGCGAGCUUGAGUUUUUCGUAGCCAGGCGAUACGGCGAUUUCGCCCGGUUACAAAGGCAACUGAGAACGGAACUUCCAGGCAAAGUCCUCCCUCCGCUGCCGAAGAAGAACAAGUCGGACAGCUCCGCGGCUGGCUUGUUGCCGCGUACGACCGACGGCGGCGACGACUCGGAAGUAUCGUCCAUCUCGUCUAUGUCGUCCAUCGCUCCAUCGCCUCGGGUCAACGGGUUCGCGGAGUCGAUGAAGACCCUAACGGUCCGAGAUCAUCGUCGAAAUAAGUCGACAGCUUCCAGUCGGGCGUCGCCGCGCCCGUCCGUGAACCUCCCCACGAGCCCGGUCCCAAGCCCCAAACCUGAGAACACAAUUCUCGCGCGGGAGAACCAGCGCAUAUCCCUGAGGGCAUACCUACGCUUUCUGUUGCAUAACCCUCAAAUUGCGCAGACCAAGUCACUGCAACAGUUCUUGACGCACGAUCCGAUUACGCCAACGGAUGAAGACGUCGACGAUAUCCUCCGGCGCAGGGCUAUUGACCGGAAACGCGUGGAGGAGCAGAAACAAUUUUACGAGAUAGCCAGGAGAAGAGCCGCGGAAUUAGAUGUGUACAUGGAGCAAUUUCGGCGAGACGUUGUCGAGCGGAACGGGUUGACGAUGCUCUUCCAAGAGAUUAGGGAUAAGGAAACCAUCCAGGAUCUCAGCCUCCAGUACCAGAAGUUCGCCGAGUGGCUCCGUAUCGAAGUGGCCGCCACCAUCUAUCACCUCUUCCUCGCCGAGGACAACUCGCCGGAGUUAUUCGCGCAACUGAAGCGAAUCCACUCCCUGAUCCCCUACACAAUCCUGAAGAACGUGAUCCGGAUUGCGAAUCCGGCUGCGGUCAUGUCUGGAGUACUCGAUCUCUUCCUAGCGCAACCUUUUGGGGCUCGCUCCCUCAUGCAGCGCAUCUUCUCCUUGACUCUGCACGACGGAAUCAGAAGCUUUCAGCGGUCGAUAGAUGCCCUAUCAGUUAAGAUCGACGAUGACGUGUUCGUACAGAAGCUCAAGCAAUUUGUUGAUGCCGAGGAGCACGUCAAGAUUGCGAUCCGACAAGAGGCGGAGUCCGAAGGCGACAUCCUCAUCGCUAUUCUGCGCUCAGAGCUCCUCACUCCAGAGCUCACCUCGGAGCAAGUGGAAAAGUUGUUCAACGCUUAUAUCGCUUUCAACAAUGCGGUGGAGCAUACUGAGGAAGAGUUCAAGCAGGGUGUCCAACUGUUCUCAUAUCUAAAGCAGUUGAUGAAAUUACAGACUCGGCAGCGUGACAAGGAAAUGAUGCUCAGGCUGAUCGAGGAGCCCGUUACGCUACAGCUCCUCCGCGAUCUUUUCACCAUAUUCUACGAACCCCUCGUUAGAGUGUACAAGUCGGCAAACGUGUAUAACAGCAUCACGGACUUUGCUGUUUUUAUCGAUGACAUGAUCCAGGUCGUUGAGAGAUGCAGGGAGCAGGAUGUGUCGGCAGAUCCGAAUCAGACGGUGCAGGCGUUCAUCGACCUCUGCCAACGUCACGAGCACAACUUCUACAAGUUCGUCCACGAGGUGCACACGCACGACGACGGCCUCUUCACGCAGCUCAUGGGGUGGAUCGAGGACAUCCUCGAGUUCUUACGAAAAGGGCCAGAGGGCGGGGCGCUCGACAUCAACGCCCUCUUCGAGGGAGGCGUUAUAAGCGGCAACAUAAAUAAGGAUAAAGCGAUCGACGAGAUCAACCAGCUUAUCUCUUGGCAAGAGGCGCGCAAGAAGUGGCAUCACGACAAAACUCGGCAGAAGAUGGCGGCGGAGGGCACGGCCGACAUGGAUAUCGGGGCACCCGGCCUGGCAAGCUUCCGCGCUAGCGACUUCGGUCUCAACGAUGUGGACCUGGAAGAGAUGAGCUACGACGACGAAUCUGACGACGAGGCGGAAGCGGAGGAAGAGGACGAGCUAGAUCCUUUGGAGGCGGAGAGGCGGAGGCGGGCCAAGAGACAGGAUCACCUCAGGCGCAAUGCCGGGGAGCCGAAGAAACCGACGGUCAGCGAGGUGCACCACUUGAAACACAAUUUCGGCGUGAUGCUGCGGGAGGGACGACCGGUCUCCCGGCCUCGAAUCAUCGCAAAUACCCCGUUGCGGGCCAAGGAAGCACCCGUACAUGUUAGCAGCAAAUAUCCCGUAAUAGACCACGAAUACGAUGCCGUCGUCGUCGGCGCGGGCGGCUCCGGGCUGCGGGCGGCGUUCGGCCUGGCCGAGGCCGGCUUCAACACGGCCUGCAUAUCGAAACUCUUCCCCACCCGAAGCCACACCGUCGCCGCGCAGGGCGGCAUCAAUGCCGCGCUAGGCAACAUGCACGAGGACGACUGGAGGUGGCAUAUGUACGAUACCGUGAAGGGCUCGGAUUGGCUGGGUGAUCAGGAUGCUAUCCACUACAUGACGAGAGAGGCCCCGGCGUCCAUCAUCGAGCUAGAGAACUACGGCUGCCCGUUCUCGCGGACGGAGGACGGACGAAUGCAACGCGCUUUCGGCGGCCAGUCGCAGAAGUACGGGAAGGGCGGCCAGGCGUACCGCUGCUGCGCCGCUGCUGACCGGACCGGCCACGCUCUGCUGCACACUCUCUACGGUCAAUCUCUCCGGCACAGUACCAACUAUUUCAUCGAGUUCUUCGCCCUAGAUUUAAUCAUGGAAGGCGGGGAAUGCCGCGGCGUCCUAGCCUACAACCAGGAAGACGGCACGCUCCACAGGUUCCUGGCGAAAAAUACCGUCCUGGCCACUGGUGGCUACGGCCGAGCCUAUUUCAGCUGCACGUCGGCGCACACCUGCACCGGUGACGGCAUGGCCAUGGUCGCCCGCGCCGGACUCCCCAACCAAGACCUCGAAUUCGUACAAUUCCACCCCACGGGUAUUUAUGGAGCCGGCUGCUUGAUUACUGAGGGCUCCCGAGGCGAGGGCGGCUACCUCCUGAACUCCGAGGGUGAGCGGUUCAUGGAGCGGUACGCACCUACGGCGAAGGACUUGGCUAGUCGUGACGUCGUCUCGCGAUCCAUGACCCUGGAGAUCCGCGAGGGCCGAGGCGUCGGUCCCGAGAAGGACCACAUCUACCUCCAGCUGAGCCACCUCCCCGCCGAGAUCCUCGCCGAGCGUCUACCCGGCAUCUCUGAGACUGCUGCCAUCUUUUCGGGCGUGGAUGUGCGCAAGCAGCCGAUCCCGGUCCUGCCGACUGUCCACUACAACAUGGGCGGCAUCCCCACCAGAUACACGGGCGAGGUCCUCACCAUCGAUAACAAAGGAAACGACAAGGUUGUCCCCGGUCUUUUCGCCUGCGGCGAGGCUGCCUGCGUCUCCGUCCACGGCGCCAACCGACUCGGCGCCAACUCCCUGCUCGAUCUAGUCGUCUUUGGCCGCGCCGUUUCCCACACCAUCCGCGACAACUUCACCCCCGGCGCCAAGCAGAAACCCGUUAGCGCCGACGCCGGUGCGGGAUCGAUCGAGCUCCUCGACCAGAUUCGCAACUCGGAUGGACCCAAGAGCACGGCUGAGAUCCGACUGGCGAUGCAGAAGGCGAUGCAGACGGACGUCAGCGUUUUCCGCACGCAGGAGAGCUUAGACCAAGGCGUGAAGAGGGUCACAGAGAUCGACAAGACCUACUCCCAGGUCGGAAUCAAGGACCGCAGCAUGAUUUGGAACUCGGAUCUGGUGGAGACCUUGGAAUUGCGAAAUCUGCUCACUUGCGCCACCCAAACCGCCACGGCCGCCGCCAACAGGAAGGAGUCGCGCGGUGCCCACGCGCGCGAAGACUACCCCGACCGAGACGACGUGAACUGGAUGAAGCAUACGCUUACCUUCCAAAAGAAGCCCCACGGGCCGAUAGAUAUAGCAUAUAGACGCGUCAUCGGCACAACGUUAGAUGAGAACGAGUGCAAGGCCGUCCCGCCGUUCAAGCGGACGUACUAG